CAUGACGCCACGCGUCGCCAUUGGCAGCGCGCCCCCAUCCUUUGUCUCAUUGGCAAGUCGACACUCACUCCGAACAGUGACCAAGUCUUCCCCAUGAACCCUCCCAAAUUUGACAAGAUCGAGGACAUGGCCAUGAUGACCCACCUGCACGAGCCAGCAGUGCUGUACAACCUCAAAGAGCGUUACGCAGCCUGGAUGAUCUACACCUACUCAGGCCUCUUCUGUGUCACCGUCAACCCCUACCAGUGGCUGCCGGUGUACAACCCUGAGGUGGUGACGGCCUACAGAGGCAAAAAGCACCAGGAGGCCCCGCCCCACAUCUUCUCCAUCUCUGACAACGCCUAUCAGUUCAUGUUGACUGAUCGAGACAACCAGUCCGUCCUCAUCGUCGGAGAAUCCGGGGCUGGGAAGACAGUGAACACCAAGCGUGUGAUCCAGUACUUUGCAGCAAUUGCAGUCACUGGGGAGAAGAGGAAGGUGCAGCGGCCGGGCAAGAUGCAGGGAACCCUGGAAGACCAGAUCAUCCAGGCCAACCCCCUCCUGGAGGCCUUUGGAAAUGCCAAGACCGUGAGGAAUGACAACUCCUUGAGAUUCGGGACGUUCAUUCGCAUUCACUUUGGAGCCACAGGAAAGCUGGUGUCAGCGGACAUUGAAACCUAUCUCUUAGAAAAAUCCAGGGUGGCAUUUCAGUUAUCCCGUGAGAGAGGCUAUCAUAUUUUUUACCAAAUCAUGUCAAACAAGAAGCCGGAACUUAUGGACCUGCUUCUCAUUUCAACCAACCCCUUUGACUUCCCCUUUGUGAGCCAAGGAGAGGUCACCGUGGCCAGUAUUGAUGACAGUGAGGAACUGUUGGCCACUGAUACAGGUAUAAUGAAGGAAGGAAUCCCCCUGGCCCUCCAGGAGUUGCCUGGGGACUAGUCUGCGAAAUAUAUAUACAUCAAGAGAUGGCUCUGAGCUGGAAUUCUACAAAAGAAGAGUAGAGCAACCCAGUACAGCUUUAUACCCCCUCAGCCGCAGGAGGAGAAAGGCUGCAGGCUACUGAAAGCCAGCAGCAUUGACAAAUUAACUCCCCCCAGCCUUUGCCAAACUACAGCGGUAUCUCUGAGUUCUCUGUUUCCCUCUCUAUUCUGACUCUUUUCUCAAUAAAUGCACAUUUCUUAAUAUAGUGUCACAGUGAAAGCAAAACAGACCUUCAAUUUUCAGACCUCAAUUUAUAAAGCAAAGGUUCUGGGGGUUUUGUUUUUAAAUUAAAGGACCACAUAAUUUGAAAAUUGUACAGGUUCUAAUUCUUCAGUUCCAAGACACCAAACACACUGCAUGCAGUCCCCAUGGAAAGGCCCCUCUCAGCAGAAGCGCCACCGAUUCCACAAUGAAAGGGCAGCAAGGUGCCCUUCUCCCUUCUCUGCUGCCUGGAUGGCCCCCAUGUUUUUCAAUCCAUGCCCCCUGGCAAGUUUCUAAGGUGCCAUUCUGAGACCCUUCCCUUUCCCAUCCCAGCAGGUGGCCAAGGGCCGGCCAGGGCUGGAGACGUGCAAGAAGCAGAGCUGGGCCAGCUGGCCAGAGUGGGGUUUGGGGGUUCUCAGCAGGAGAAAUCACCAUGCAGGAUAAAUCCCUUGGCCUUGCCAUAAGCCAAGGGCAAGUCUCUCAGGGCUACGGGCCCUCUCAGGUUCUCCUUGCAGAUACCUCGCGUGGGGCACUUGGCUACUUGGGAAA
Balaenoptera musculus (blue whale) is the source of this 1710-nucleotide messenger RNA. RefSeq names its product myosin-13-like. The record is from RefSeq and is a predicted model, not a curated record. The annotation marks the transcript as partial. Gene Ontology annotation, biological process: actin filament organization; vesicle transport along actin filament. Gene Ontology annotation, molecular function: ATP binding; microfilament motor activity; actin filament binding. Gene Ontology annotation, cellular component: cytoplasm; actin cytoskeleton; myosin complex. NCBI's taxonomy places the organism in Eukaryota, Metazoa, Chordata, Mammalia, Artiodactyla, Balaenopteridae. The transcript has 10 exons.